Molecule: messenger RNA, 844 nt
Organism: Pimephales promelas (fathead minnow)
Lineage: Eukaryota; Metazoa; Chordata; Actinopteri; Cypriniformes; Leuciscidae
Gene: arpc3
Product: actin related protein 2/3 complex, subunit 3
Biological process (GO): Arp2/3 complex-mediated actin nucleation; regulation of actin filament polymerization
Cellular component (GO): cytoskeleton; Arp2/3 protein complex
Source: RefSeq, a predicted model, not a curated record
AUACUGUACUGGAAACUUCCUGUAUCUGUGUGUAGGGUGGGACAGCGGAAGCGGCGGGUUGCACAGCUCUGACAUUUUCAUUUUUGCCUGCUAGGUUUGGGACAUCGUACCAAAAUGCCGGCAUACCACUCAAGCCUGAUGGACACGGACACCAAACUGGUGGGGAAUAUGGCGUUAUUGCCCCUUAAAACACAGUUUAAGGGUCCUGCUCCUAAAGAAACCAAAGACACAGAUACUAUCGAUGAGGCCAUCUACUACUUCAAAGCCAAUGUUUUCUUCAAGAACUAUGAAAUUAAGAAUGAGGCUGAUCGGACUUUGAUCUACAUCACUCUUUACAUCUCUGAGUGCCUCAAGAAGCUCCAAAAGUGCAGUUCAAGGAGCCAAGGAGAGAAGGAGAUGUACACGCUGGGAAUUACCAAUUUCCCCAUCCCUGGAGAACCUGGCUUCCCUCUGAAUGCAAUGUAUGCUAAACCUUCCAACAAACAGGAGGAAGAAACGAUGAGGGCUUACCUGCAGCAAAUCCGACAGGAGACGGGACUGAGAUUGUGUGACCGUGUGUUCGACCCUCAGACAGACAAACCAAGCAAGUGGUGGGUGUGCUUUGUGAAGAAACAGUUCAUGAACAAAAGUCUGUCUGCACCUGGCCAGUAACAAACAACUCAGGAUCUCUCUGUGUACUUCUGCGUGGGAUGUGGAUGGAUCCGUUUUUGUUUUGUUUUUUUCUUUAAUGUGUAUGCGAGCGUGUUUACUUUGAUUCUGAAAAAAAGAGAUUUUUUUUACUUGUGAUUCCUGCCUGUCAUGGAAAGCAGGAGCCGAUCAAAUAAAAACAUAUAUUAAAGAGAAA